UACAACCGUAACCGUACCGUGGACAAUGGAAAGCCAAAUUGUGGAGUUGAAACUUAAUCGCUCUCUGCUCGAUCCACAUUUUGAUGGAUAUAAGCUCUCACUGGAUCAGCUGCCGGUGUAUAACAUUGAAAAUCCUGAUGGUGUGUGCUUGACAUCUAUACAGGACAACCAGUACUCCUUCCAACAGGUAAAGCUGUUUAGUCGCCAUAACAACCUCCACGCGGAUCGUUACUAUGACAACGUGGUGUACUUUGUCAAUGACAAGCUGGAUAUUGAGCAGCUAGUGGUGAAGAAGGAUGAGAGACCACGGAAGACGCGGAUUGUUCAUACAAUAUCGGACAGCGCUAGACAUGAGUCCUCUAGCAGAUAUAAUGUGACCAUUGAUUUCCCUGCAAAAGAUUGGGCUAUUCUCUCGGAUGGUGCAGGAAAGUUUUGGGUGUUAAACACUGGAAACAGAUUAAAGCUAUCUGAGUGGAAGGUUAGCUACAGAGGCUUCCCACUGGGAGAGGGAGUGUCGUUCGCCAUUCAUCACUGCUGUCACCACCUGUCAGCUAAUGGUCACCACGUGAUCGAUGCCUUGCUCCUCCACGUGGAGGAGACGACGCAGGAGGUUGAGGGUGUCACGUUUGUGUCCGUGCUGGAGUGGGUCACGUUUGUGAAAGGAGAUGACGAGACAUGGACAUUAAAGCGAGUGAGAAGAUUAAAAGGUCGCAGCAUUCCAGACUACGUGUGCCUGACGGACAAUGCUACAGCGGUGUACAUUUCCAGCGACAAGCCGUACACUGUAGUGUACGACUCGAUGAACCCAGUAGAAGAACGAGUAGAAAAGCAGGAGGAAACAUUGAAAGAUGCCGAGAAACAUCCGCUGUAUACAUGGAGUCAAACCGAUGACGAGGUGAAUGUCCAGUUUACGGUUCCGGAGCGAUGCGGCAAGGCGGACCUUGAUGUGCGGCUGUCGAUGUCCGCUUUCCACUUUGGCCUGAAGAACAGCACAGCCUUUCUGAGCGGCGACUUGCAAGCCCCGAUAAAGGUCGAUGAAAGCACGUGGACGAUAGAUGGACAAAGGGUAGAAAUUCCCGAUUACCAGGCUCUUGCAACGGACAGAACUGGCAAGCUGGUUGUGAACGCCGAUCCGGAUAAGCCUGUUGUCUUCUCGAACCAGGACAUGGAGGAGGUGGAUGCCUUCCCGGAGGACACUGCCUUGUUGGUGCGGAUAGAUGGGGAAUCUCAUGUUGCUAGCCACCAAGCGAGCCUCAGCAGCAAUCAGUGGUUAUUCAACGUCGACUUGCCAUCGUCUGCGUCACGCGCGCUCUGCCUUCGUCACGACGUCGACGGACUGCUCUGGCAGCCGGACUCCGAUUCCGCGCAAUUUCGGCACGUCGCGACCUUCAACGCCCUCGGCUACGUGCAGGCGUCGAAGCAGCAGCUGCAGUAUGCUGCCUGUGCCGCCGACCGCUCGUUCGUCGCACUAUGCGACUGCGCGCGCCACGUGUACGUCUACUGGCAGGCGGUUGCCGUGAAGACGGAGUUUCGCAACCGGAAGUCCGGCGCCGACGUCAAGAACGUCGCCAAGCAGCAGGUCGUCAGUCUGGAUUCCGCGGACGAGAUCGUCGGUUUCCGCGUCACGAACGAGUGGAUAUUCGUUUUGACGGCGAAGUCGCUUUCGGCGCUCAAGGUCGUGUGAUGUUCGACGAUGCGAAACGGACAGACGAUGCGAACUGCGACGAUACGCAAAACGAGCCAACUCCCACAUCUGGCAGAGCUCCAAGAAUACUAUGGCGACUGUCUCCGAUUACAUAUUUUAAGAAUAUGUGGGUUUUGCAACCAUGAUCGAGAAUUGUUCUACUACUACGAAUGACUUCUUCUACACUGUAACUUCUACGAUAAAUUAGAUUUAUUUUUGCAUCAAUAACUAUACUGUCUGUAUCAAUGUGAUGCAUCAGUCAUGCACGAGGAUGGAUGCAUGAAUGUAAAACUUAUUAGGUGUAGCUAAUCAUAAUCUCACACAAAGACGUUUCUACAAAUACUCAGUUUAUUCCAACGUUCAAAACGUAGCACGUCACAUUUCAGAAGUAUAUGUUGAUUUGCAAGAAGUAUAUAAUUAUGUCACAGAGAUUCAAGUUUUAUAACAGGUAUUUUGUUGUCACUUGCUUUAUGAAUAGUGAAUUUCUUUUAUGAAUACAGAAACACCUUAAACAUGAUUAUCCAACAAUGACAAGUUUUUAAGUUGAUAAGU
This is a messenger RNA of Priapulus caudatus, 2236 nucleotides long. RefSeq names its product nudC domain-containing protein 1-like. The record is from RefSeq and is a predicted model, not a curated record. Lineage: Eukaryota; Metazoa; Priapulida; Priapulimorpha; Priapulimorphida; Priapulidae.